AUGUACCAAAAUCGCCAGGCGUAUGCGCCUACACCACAUAGCUACAUUCCAAAUACCACACUCUCGGCAACCAUAAAUCUUAACGAAGUACCUAGCCUUUCCUAUAUAUACCCCUCCAACAAGGCUGACAUGAAUGUUCUGCAGGAAGUCAAACUCUCAGAGACCCGAGCAGAACGAGAUCUCCAGGAUUCUCUUGCGGAAGUGUUCAGCAUUAUCAUUACUCUAGACGAACUCGAAAAAGCGUUUCUCAAGGACGCCAUUUCCGAAUCAGAUUACACGGAGAUAUGUGAUAGACUGUUGAAGCAGUACAAGGCUAUUUUGACGGAUGAAGCUGUGGCCAGGGAGUUUGUCGAUUUGGAUACUUUCAAGAAUGAAUGGGAUAUGGAAGUACCGCGAGCGACAGAACGGAUACGAACUGGGAUGCCAAGCACAGUAACAGCACCCUCUCAUAAUGCUACGACAACGAGCAACAAUGGAACGAACGGGACAUUGAUUCUCGAAGCUACGCAAGACUUUAUUACCUUCCUCGAUGCACUUAAACUUGGAUUACUGGCGAAAGAUCAAUUGCAUCCGCUGCUUUCAGAUGUUAUAACAAGUGUCAAUAAGGUUACGGAUAGGGAUUUUGAAGCGAGGGCCAAGAUUGUGCAGUGGUUAAUAACUUUGAAUCAGAUGAAGGCGACGGAAGAAGUCAGUGAAGAUCAGGCGAGGGAGUUGGAGCUUGAUAUGAAUUCAGCAUACCAGGGGUUUAAAGCGACGUUGAAGUGA
This is a messenger RNA of Lachnellula hyalina, 765 nucleotides long. It is a transcript of the gene VPS28, whose product is annotated as Vacuolar protein sorting-associated protein. The record is from RefSeq and is a predicted model, not a curated record. NCBI's taxonomy places the organism in Eukaryota, Fungi, Ascomycota, Leotiomycetes, Helotiales, Lachnaceae. Gene Ontology annotation, molecular function: protein-containing complex binding. Gene Ontology annotation, cellular component: ESCRT I complex. The transcript is spliced from 2 exons. Bases 1 to 765 code for a protein of 254 amino acids. Gene Ontology annotation, biological process: protein transport to vacuole involved in ubiquitin-dependent protein catabolic process via the multivesicular body sorting pathway.